GCAGGAAGAGUGCCUGAAGGACGAGCGGAAAGGGAGGAAGAAGAGCGCAGGAACAUCCCUGAACUCUCUUCCCCUCCUGCAGCUCCUUGCAGCCCCGAUUGUACCAGUGCCUGUCCCUCCCCGUCAAGAUCUAUCAGGACCAGUCAGCCCGACGGCCACCUACAGCAAACCGUGAAGGUCAGCACUGACCAGGUUAGACGACGAUAGGAACCUGCCAGGACUUCUCAUCCACGACGACAGCCACACCUGCUGGUUCAGAUAGGCAGCAAUAAGAGGAGAGUCUCGGAUAGUCCGCAACCGCUCUUCUAACUCUUUGAGUGCUAUCCUAACGAAUUUUGGGCGAUGGUCGAACUCGAUGAUUUCAAGCCGUCCUUCACGCCAGCAGUUGCUGCUGAGUUCAUUGGCACGUUCCUUGUACAAUUCCUCGCGUCUGCAUGUGCGGCAAAUGCAGCAGACAAUGGUCUAGCGGCAGCGGCGCUUGGAACAGGAUUCGCAUUCGCAAUGGUGAUGUACAGCAUCUCACACAUCAGCGGAGGACACCUCAAUCCUGCAGUGACUGUUGGGCAUCUGAUCACGGGGGGAGAAGAUCUCAAGCUUAAGGAGGGAUUGUCGUACAUCAUCGCUCAGUUCUUCGGGGCGGUCUGUGGGGCGUUCUUGGCAAAGAGCUGCUUGCCUAUCGAAGCUCUGGUCCAUCCUUUUGUUACCAUGGGGUCUCUCUCGGACAAGCAUGGGGAGCAGGUUUUCAUGAUGGAAUUCAUCUGUACAUUUCUUGUCGUUCUCGUCUUCUACGCCACUGUCGUGGACAAGAAUCGGAGUGUCGCUGACAACGCAGCUCCGAUCGCUGUCGGCUUGUGCUAUGCGAUUGGAAUCUUUGCUGAGGGGCCAUACACUGGUGGGGCCAUGAGCCCAGCGAGGACAUUCGGGCCGGCGGUUGCCUUUGGCACUCUUGAACAUGUGUGGUACUACGUCCUUGCGACGUUCUUGGGAGGAAUCGCAGCAGCAUAUUUCUAUGUGUAUGUCAUUGGGUUGCACGAGAAGGACGAGCACACCCGGGACACUCAGAGCGGCCCGAUGGCGGCCAAGUAUGUGUGAGGCUUCCUGGGUUCUCAAAGAUUUUUUACAACUACUUAACAUGCAAAUGAAAAGACGAC
Molecule: messenger RNA, 1151 nt
Organism: Guillardia theta CCMP2712
Lineage: Eukaryota; Cryptophyceae; Pyrenomonadales; Geminigeraceae
Exons: 4
Coding region: 343-1092 (249 amino acids)
Biological process (GO): transmembrane transport
Cellular component (GO): plasma membrane
Molecular function (GO): water channel activity
Source: RefSeq, a predicted model, not a curated record